AUGGCUGCCUAUCCUCAUGGCUCGGACGAGCGAUCUUCAUACGUCGCUGCCUUCCGCUCCCUUCAAGCGUCAACAAAGUUGAUCCAUGACCUUGCCGUCAAGUUUCACCUGCUAAGCGGGAGCAGACAAAUGUCGUCUGCUCGCAAAGGCAGCGGGUUCACGAGGGGCAUUGUUUAUGCUUUAAUGGCCUCAUCGUUCCUUGCUUGCGAUACGACUCCUGUGCAAUGGGAAAACAUUCCUCCUGUCGGACAAAGUCCGGCUGCAAGGUAUGGUCAUAGCAUGGCUGUGCUGCAUAGUGCAGAGGGAACGCCGAUCCUGUACGGAGGCUCCCGAAAGAAGAAUGGGGCGGAGGAGAUCCUGUGCGAUGUGUGGAGGCUGGAUUCAGUCGGGAGAUUCUGGAGUGAAGUCAAGCCUAACAGACACAACUCAAGUGUCUGUGCUCUAGACGGAACCGCUCACAAGGAUCCUGGCUGCCGAAGUGGACACACGAUGAUCUCGGUUGGCCAGGCAGCUCUGAUGUGUGGGGGGUACGUGUCGAGAAGCAAUGAGAGCUUCUCUUUCUAUGAUCCUCUGCGCCUUGACUGCUGGCUUCUACAUUUCAUUCCGUAUCCUUCAUGGGAGCAAGUAUCGUUCGAGGGCUCGACUCCUGCCGCACGGUGGGGUCACAGCAUGUCUUUCGACGAGCGCACGGGGCACGCACUAUUGUUCGGAGGAGUAGACAGCACAGGCAUACAUCCCAUGGACGACUGCUGGUUUGUUCCCAUCACAAGUGCCGCUGCCUCGACCCUCCAGUGGCAAAGAUGUCAGGAUGUGACCGGCACUUAUCACCCCUCAGCGAGGUUUGGUCACGGGACAGUGUUUCACAGUGACACCCAGUCGUUCUUUGUGUUCGGUGGUUUUGCUCAUCGAGACUCUGCUGUCUUGAUGGACAACUCUCUGUGGGCUCUCAUUGACUUCGCUGACAAGGCUGACGUGCGUUGGGAAGAAAUCUUCCCCAACUCAAAGAAGCCCACAGGCAGAGGUUUUCAUUCCAUGUGGCUUCUGAACUCGCAGUUGUUCAUUCACGGAGGUCAGGGAUGGGGAGGGCAGGGAACGUCUUCAGUGUUCUCCGACACUUGGACUUUCGAUGUUCACACUCUGCUAUGGUCGAAAUUUGGCUCAUCUGAAUCCGCUCCAGCAACUUCGCACAUGCCUGUCAGUGUUGUCUUCUCGUCUGAUGCGUACGGCUUUGGUGGUCUUGGAGCAGAAGGGCAGGAGACGGGCAGAGUCUGCGGUUGGAAAAAGUCCCCCGGCGAGAACAGGCUCUUUGCCUCUCUUGGUGUCAGUUACGGGCCUUCUCGCCUCGACGACCUCUGGAGCUUGGACCUCAACGAUGGUCGCUGGACUUGCCAGUAUGGCGAUGAUCCCUCGUGCCAGAAGCCUCUGCCCACCCUCCGACCUCAAGCACGAGCAUUCCCUUCCUAUGCCUCAUCAGGCCUGGUGAAACUUGUGCAUGGCGGGGUGCUUCUGAAUGACAAACUCUGUACUGCGUAUCCUCUGAGGAUCGCCAACGCCGAGAUGGUGGAUGACUUGUGGCUGUUCGACUCAGUCGCCAUGCUGUGGUCUCCGAUAGCGCAAACUGCGCAACGACCACAGGCGAGAGCGUUUAGCUCGAUGGUGUCCGUGUCAUCCUUGGACGGAUAUCGUCAGCCUUUCGCAAUUGUCGGGGGAGCAUCAGCACUGAAAUGUGCAGACAACCCAAGCUUCUGCGAUGUGUUGCAACCAAUGAAUGACAUCUGGCUUCUUGACGCGUACAGCAAGAGUGCUGAUGACACCCGCAAGAUGGCGAGCUUUGACGGGAAAGAUGACGUCAUUCAGAUCAGUUUACCAUCCUGGUGUGCAUCGGCUGCCAGUCUGUCUCUUCUUCAUUUCGACUCUUGGAUUUGCUUCCACGUGGUAGACUCGUCGCCUAUGAUCGUCUUGGAAGCGUACAGCAAUGCCCUGCCAGUUUUUCGGUUGUACAUCCAGAGAGCGCAAGGAGGGAUUUUCGCCUCGCUGCUUCUCCGUCCGGGAAAGGUCGAGACACUUGUCAAGACGUGGGGCCCAAUAGAAGAUACAAUAGUAGGACGAUGGCAUCAUUUCUGCCUCACCUUACGCUUUGGUCGAAUCUUCUCUGCCUUGCAUGCGGAGCCAGACGUGGGGGUAGCUCAAGCCUUCCUCUUCAUCGACGGGCGAAAUGUGGGCGAGGCAGGAAGAAUGUUCGAGAAGCUCGACAUGAAAGCGACUCUCCGCCUGUCCACCGGCAUCUCGUCCAUCUACAUCGGAGGGUCACGGACGGCCAAGGAGGCUGAAGGGUACAGGAGCUUGCAGGGAGACGUCGACCAGUUCCGACUGUGGUGGCCCUCCUGUCCUCACUCGACCGACCCCAGCAGGUGCAACCCUUAUGCCUUCCUGUACCCGAUCCUGCGAGAUGGGACCAGAGUUCCUUCCGCUGUCGACCAGACCAGCGGCAAGAGACUGUCUGAGGCUGACGUGGAGAUGCGCCAUGUCGCGUAUCCUGUGCAACAGAACAUGUUCAACACAGUUGUAGCUAGUCCGCAUGACAGCGAUGUGCUUGUAGACAUCAAGUUCGACGAUUACACAGCACAGGACGGGAGACACCUCAUCAAUUCAGCCCAUGGAGGUCCCUCACUCUGUUCCGGCAGUGAUCUCACUGCCUUCUGCGACGGCUGCCCGUUCCAAGAGCGAUGCACCUUCGGCAACUGCGGCGACUUUGACCUUGACUGUGUGCAGCAGGGCAUGAAGGACUUAACGCGGCUUGACAAGUACGCACAGGAGGAGGACUGCCAGUGCCUCGACCUCGUCGACUGUCCCACGACCAUCAGGAACUGCAAGUGCCCUCCCAACCUUCACAGGACGUGCAAGCGAUGCUAUGAGCACGCGAGGAUUUGCGAGCCAGGAGGAGAGCUCUGCUUCGCUGACGGAGACAUGAAGUACAACAACUCCUGCUCCUCCAUUUCCUGCGCGACCCCGCAGACGAUUCACAACCUGUGGUGUCCGGCAGAUCUCUGUGAGGAGUGGGAGUGCUCCUGCUUCGACCCUCUUGCUCUCUCCGGCCUCCAUGCUUCCAGCGUGCGGGUUCAAAAUGGUGUGGGGAUUUGCGACAGCUCCUGCCCUGCUGGGCUCUGUAUCGCAAAUAAUUCUCAGCUGGCAGCAGCUUCAGGCUUGUCGAAUGUGAACUGCUGCGAGCUGAUCGAGUUGGAAGUAGCUGGGGGAGGAGAAAUGUGCCGCAGGUGGGAGACGAAGAAUGUGUCGGGCAAGGUGAAGAACUUUUGCAAGGACACCUACUUCCUUUACGGGACCUGUGAGAUAGAGCGAUGCUGCGUGGCGUGCGAGGUUGUGGCAGGUGUCGUUCCUUCUUCUCCGUCUAGCCAGCAGGGUCUUGUCUGCAGCUUCUCCACAAGUUCCUCGUCUCAGCUCUCGAUGGACUGUAACUUGUCGCAAGAACCCGCGUCUGCCAGUGCCAACACGAUUUUCCUCCCACUAUCUCAUGCGGAGGAGGAGAACACGUCUCCGUCUCUUCUGCAGCACCUGCAAGACAGUAAGCAGCUCACUAAGCCUGCAAGUUCUGCCUCGGGACCGCAGGAGCUCUCGGAGAUGUUGGUGCGGUCAUGGCGUCAUGGACGAUCAGGCGAGUGGGCAGGGAGCGAGCGAGACCCUGAGGUGCGCCGGCUGCCGGAGAAGCUCAAGGGAGGAGCGUCUGGUGUGAGCGUGAGAGACACGUGCGGACAAGGCUUCGAGUGGUUUCCCCUCCUGGGCUGCGUCUGCAAGAAUCGCGUCCCUUUCUCCUUCACGGCGUCAGAGACGAGCAGCGUCCAAGGCGAGCUCAACACGCUCACCUUCCGAGUCACCUUCCUCGUCGACGUCACCAACUUUGACCUGCCAGCCGUCAAGGUGGAGAGAAACAGCAGCGGGACGGGGGAGGGCGGCGUCCUCGUCCUCGUGCUGGAGGGGCUCACAGGAACGCUGACAGCGGACACGGAGGAGCUGCCAGUCAGCUGCGCAGCUUCCGGCCCGACCCUCUGCCGUUGGAACAACCAGGACGCUGACUGCAACUCCCUGCCCUGCAGCGGAGUCCAGGCGAGCUUGUCGGCUUCUGCUGGGGCCGGGCUGGGCUCGUGGCGAAGAGACGUGGGGACACUCACGGUGGUUGUCACGAAGGACAUCUGGAGCUCUAGAGCUGACCCGCGGCCCUUCCUCGAGCUGAGCUUCACGGUGCGCAACCCUCCUGUCUCUCGUGCUCCUGUGCUCCCCCUCCUCUCCAUCUGCGGAGUCCAGCACGCCAUCUCCGACAGCUCCGGCCUUCUCAGCUCCAGCAAGUGGAUCAUCCUCGGGUCUGCAGCCGUCGAGCUCAUCAAGGAGGAUGAGACAGGAAGCAACUGCAGCGUCGCGUCCGUCCGCUCUGUCGGCUCUCAGAGCAACGCGAUCAGCGUCCUCCUCCUCGAGUCUUCCAGCAGCAGCGCCAGCUCCUUCACCUCUCGCCUGCCACAGGGGACGGAGGUGGUGACGCCAACCAAGUCGCUGAUAGAGACUGUGAUGCAACAAGGAGCCGACAGCUCGCUUCUCCUCACCGUCUUCGUCAACUCCACGGCAAGAGAUCGGCAGGGCGGCUGCAUCCAAGACUCUCGCAACACUCUCCGCGUCUGCCUCCGCGGCGUCACCUUUCUCGCUCAGUUCUCCUCCUCCUCGGCCCUCUGGCUCAACACAACCGCCAAAGAGCUUCGGGCAGGGAGCAACGAGAGCUUGCAGUCCCUUGAGAGCUCCUCCUCCCUUCUGACGGCUCUCUCCUCUCCCCCUUGCUGCUUGUUGAACGGCGUAGCAAAGUCCUGCGGAGACAAAGUGUGUAAGCCAGUGCAUGGAGGUACGCUUGUGCUGCUGGGACAGGAUACCUUCACGAGGAUGCCCGCAGUUCAGCUCUCCUCGCGUCCUCUGCUGUCUUCGCUCUCUGACCUCUCCAGCUAUCUCACUGCUCCUCCUCCCUACCAGCCCAGGAAAGGCUGGCGGCAAUUAUGCGCUGAUGGCGCUCAAUCCUGCACCUCGAGGACUAAGAAAUCCAACUGGUUCCCCGUCAGGUUUGGACAUGCGGUUGCCAUGCUGGACGAGUCGAAGAUGCUCGUGUACGGGGGAGUAGGAUGUGGAGCAUGGGGGGGCGGGGGAGAGAUCUGCUCCUCCCUCUCUCCUCUCAACGACCUAUGGGAGUUUGACUUGCGCAAGUUCUUCUCCGGCCUCCCUCCCAUGACUGCCAUCGCCAUGUCACCACAGCUCAGCGGCCUCUCGUUCUUCACCCUGCUCAUCUUCAAGGUGUCAGAGAUCAACGUGGUCGUCUACGGGGGGGAAGAGAGCAGCUUGCUUCCUCUCCAAGUGCUUCUUGGCGUCAACCCCGCAGCCAAUAACCGCUCCUUCCUCACCAGAGAAUUCUCGCUGCAAUCUAGGGCGGCCAAGCUUCACCUCUCCAACACUUUCCCUACCAGCAGCGGGUCAGCAGCUGCUUGUAACUCUACGCAUGUCUUCAUGUUCGGAGGACUCGUCAAGAAUUCUCUCACCAGCUCUGUGCUCAUCUCUUCCCUUUCCUCGCUGCUUCCUGAAACUUCAACUUCUAUCCUCCCCGUCAUCGCUGACAGCCCCACCCCGCGAGCCUUCGCUGGCGUCCUCUCAGUGGAUGCGGCGGUGCUGGUCAUGUACGGGGGCGAGCAGGACAGGAAGGGGCUGCACCAGCUUUGGCAGCUCGACCUCACCUCGCAAACAUGGCGCAUGCUUGGGCUGACCUCGUCCAACUCCUCCUUCGGCCCCAGGCUGUUGUCGGCGAUGUCCUUGUUCAAGCUCCAGGCCUCCUCCUCUCACGCCUUCAUCGUUCACGGCGGGAUCAAGACCUCGUACGAGGAUGGCAAGACGUUCAUGUCAGGUGAGGGACAGGAACAUCAGCCCACGAGCGACGCGAUGCUGUUUGUUGAGACCUCGGAGCAAUCCUACAGCGUCACCAGGUUGCGACUUGACAUGACCGGACGACAACCUGCAGCUCGAUGCUUGCACUCCAUGCUGACCGGCCGAUUCGUCUCCUCGAGCAACGACCUGGUGCUGCUCGGAGGAGUGAACAGGGAGGGGAAGGCAAUGGCAGACAUGUGGUACAUCGAGAGCAGCGAGCAGAGGAGGUUCGCCAAGCUUGUCUUCGUCCUCGACCAGCUGAGCCCAACGACGCUGCUGGGAGCUCAGACCGACUUGCUGAUGCUCAUCAACACGUGCGCCACAGUCAGAGCCCCGGCCGUCACCUCGUCAGACCUCAGGGUCCAGCUGAGAGGGAGUACGUCAACUGAAGUCCAGCUGGAGGUGGAGGAGGGUCAGCUUCUGUGUCUGCUGCAGGCGUGGAGAGACGGAGAGGGGUGGAGGGAGUCUGUCGCAGCUCUCGAGCGAUCCCUCGCAAGACCCUCAUGGCUCCGCAACGCCUCUUGGUCCCCCGUCAACGGCAGGGCCUCCGAAUUUGACGCGCAGGCUCUCAACGGCUACAUCGCGUACGGGCUGACAGGCCUGGGCGUCAAUGCCUACGAGUUUGACGUGAAGGUGUCAUGCGAGCGAUCGAACAUGUCGGCAAGAUGCCUGCGAGGCGUUUGCCAACAACGCAAUCAGAGUGGAGGAGCAAGUCCGACCGUUUACUGCGGCAACGUCUCCUCUCCCUCUGCCUGCCCUCAAGGGCUCGUCUGCUCUCUGCCGCGACCUCGGCAUGGGCAUCAGUCGGUUGCUCUGGCGAUGGACGACAAGGAUGUCUUGCUGACGUUCGGAGGUCAGGAGUCAGACCUCGUCACGAGUCAAGGAUGGAAGUUGAGCAACGCGGUGACCUCAGUCUCCUUCAGCUACAACGAUGCCACCUCAGUCAACCUCUUGACGUCCUGCGACCUUGACUUGACCUGCCCGCCGCCAAGGAGAGACGCAACCGUUCGCAUCAUGGACAGCGAGGGGGGAGCGAACGGCAAGCUCCUCGUCUUCGGUGGGAUGGGAUGUCAGAGCCAAGAGUGCGGGCAGUCAGGGUUCCAAGACUUUCUUGCUGGUCGUUCCUCCUCUUCUGCCGUCCUCUACGACGAUCUAUGGUACCUCGACCUCCAAGACCUCACCAUGGAGUGUGUCACCACAGGAGAUUGCCGGGCGUUCUUGCCAUGGACGAAGGUGGAGGUGGCAGGGAGCAAACCUGCGGCUAGGUUUGCCGGCGGAGGGAUCGUCGACACAUCUGACAACGAGCUGUACUUAUUUGGAGGAGUAACUUACGAGGGCUCUACCUUCCGCGAGCUCUCGGACCUCAACGAGUUCGCUCUUGCCGAUCCCUUCUACAAGUUCUGCAGUGCGACCGGACAAGGACUGACAGGAGCCGUUGCUGGCGUCACCUCAAAGAUUUUCCUUCAGUGCCAGGACAGCUUCCGACGCCCAGCUGACGGCGCGAGGUUCCGCGUGGAGCUUGUGAGUGCUGGAUCUCCCUCCCUUACUAUCUCCCCUGUCGGGCUCGGGCAGGGGAUGUACGAGGGGUCCUAUACACCAGUGAAGUCGGGGUCGUAUUUGCUCAAAAUCUACGUGGGGAGAGGAGGCGUGCAGCAUCAGAACCUGAUCGAGGGCUACGACAAGAAUCCCUCCAACAGCAUCCAUGAGUUCGAGCUCCUCGGCAACCGCAGCAACCAGAACCCCUUCUCCCUCCUCGUGGCUGCAGGAACAACCGAUGCCCUGGUGUCAACCAGCAGCGGCAGCUUCCUGACGCUCACCACAGCAGGGUUGGCGUCAAGUUUCAUGCUGACAGCAAAGGACAAGCACGAGAACUUGUCGCCGGGAGGAGACUCGGUCAGCGUCAUCAUGAUCCUCUGGGACCCUGCGAGGAACGUGGCGGUGGAGCCGGACCUCAAGCCCGAGAGCGCAGCUGUCAGCGACAACUCGGACGGGAGCUACCACGUGGCGUACAGGAUCACCCGGGCUGGAGCCUACCGGCUGUCCGUGUCCAUCAACGGGCAGGAGGGGAUGGGGUCGCCCUUCCUCCUAGAGGUCGCCAGCUCUCCCGCGGAUCCUCUCAAGUCUUAUGUUUACGGCGACUUCUCAAGCAUCCGAGCAGGCGUCUCCUCCUCCCUCUUCGUGCAGACUCGCGAUGGCUUCGGCAACGCCGUCAGAGUCGAUCCGGCCGUCGCUCCCGCAGGGUCCGAGAGGAUCAGCUUUGAGUUUUGCACAUCGGUGGGGCAACAGGACGAGAGCGUGACGUGUGAGGGAGGCAGUCUGGACCUCAACGUCGGCAUCACAGUCGAAUACGGGAUCAGUCCGGAUGGAUACAGCAACAACAGGAGCACAGGCAUGCCCAACUACGGCUUGUAUCGCAUCACUUACUUCCCCUUCAACGACGGCAUCGUCUACCCGCAGGUCCGUCACGGAGUCGUCUACGUCAAGUGCAUGUUCGAUACCAGCGGCCUAUCAGUGGACAACAUGAUCCCAAGCGGGCAGGAAGCUGACAGCUGCAUUGCUGCGAUCCUUGCCAACGAAACAGGAGCAGCAAGGCGACAGUCGCGGGUUUCUCCGCGGAGGAUCAGCUCCUACCAUCACGACUAUUUUAACGUGAAGGUGCAAGCUACCUUCACAGCUCCAGAUUCCAGCAAGCUUCGCUUCUGGGUCUCGUGGGGUCCAGCUCUCUGCGCCAUCGUGGGUUGUCUGCUGCAGUGCGUCUACAGUCUGUGCACGUGGAAGGGCAGGAGGAACGUCGCCCCUCUCAAGCCCUCGCACAUGUCGCGACGCACCAGCACCGCAAGUCAGCCCAACCACGAGAAAGCUGCGGACGAGGAAGGGUUCAGCGUCCUCCGUCACCUCAAGGAUGAGGGAUACCUUGACGAUGCAGAGUUUGUCGCAUGCUCAGCCGGACAAGGGAAGGAAGACUCGAUCUCGAUUGUGAAACGAUUCGAGGCUGCACAACAUGAGAUGGUUGCGUCGCUCAAACAAAUAGCUCGCAGCCAUCAACCCCUGAAUUGCUUGCGACAUUCCCACGCUCAAUCUGUGUUCGUACUCCCUCAGUCGAGAAGAUCAUCGAUUGAAGUGCAGGCAGAAGAUGGAAGAGAGAUGCUUGAGGACAAAUCCUUCUACUCAUAA
Guillardia theta CCMP2712 is the source of this 9135-nucleotide messenger RNA. RefSeq lists its product as hypothetical. NCBI's taxonomy places the organism in Eukaryota, Cryptophyceae, Pyrenomonadales, Geminigeraceae. Gene Ontology annotation, molecular function: protein binding. The transcript is spliced from 21 exons. The record is from RefSeq and is a predicted model, not a curated record. The coding region runs from base 1 to 9135 and encodes 3044 amino acids.